AUGUACCCGAAGGACAUUGUAGUGGCCACACCUGGUCGCUUGCUGGAUCUUUUGAGUAUUGCGUCCUUUCGCGAGGCUAUCUCGACUACUCAGACGCUUGUAUUGGACGAGGCUGAUAUGCUACUGGAACUUGGUUUUCGCGAGGAUAUCCAGUCGAUCAUCUCGCAUUUGCCGUCCAACGAACAGCGUACUACGUUUCUUUUCAGUGCUACUAUGGACACCUCUAUCACAGAGGUCGCCCGCGCUGCGCUGCAUGAAAAACAUCGUUUUAUUGAUUGUGUACCACCAGGCGAAGACAGUGUGCAUAAGCGGAUUCCUCAGACCAUUACUACCUUGCAAAAUCCUUCAGAGCUGCUAUCCCAUAUCAUGCGCCUAAUUGCACAUGAUCAAAUGGUACACGGGCCUCGUUCCAAGAUCAUGCUAUUUACUUCAACGACCAAGCUCACAGACAUGCUGGCCAACAUGGUGCAAGUCAUGCUACCGUCGCUUCCUGGCUCCAAGAAUACCCAGGUGUUCCGAAUUCACAGUAUGUUGGAUCAAUCAAAGCGUUCAAAGAUUAGCCAGCGUUUCCGGCAAUGCAAUAACCAACCUAGCAUUAUGUUUACGAGCGAUGUCAGCGCGCGUGGCGUUGAUUAUCCUUCGGUGACUCGUGUUAUUCAGUUUGGUAUCCCUCCCUCCAAAGAGAUGUAUGUGCAUCGCGUAGGACGCACAGGGCGUCGCGGUCGUGACGGUCGUGCUGAUUUGGUCGUUAUGGACUUCGAGACCGCCUUUGUUGCAUUCCAACUGAAUGACAUGCCGCUUGAGACGCUCCACGCAGCUUCAUUUGCCGAAGAGGUUGAUCAGCUGGCCCAAAAGAACGAUCAUGCUCCACUUCCUUCGUUGAUUGCACCGAUUGAGCCUCGCCUUAAGAUGCUCGAGGUCCUUGGUCCAGGGCCUCAUGGGACUGUCGGAAAAACCAACGCCAACGCCGGCCAUGCGCCAAAUGUUGGGUCCUUCGUUCAAACCUUCCUCGCGGCGCGGAGGUUUUAA
This is a messenger RNA of Malassezia sympodialis ATCC 42132, 1029 nucleotides long. RefSeq lists its product as uncharacterized. The coding region runs from base 1 to 1029 and encodes 342 amino acids. The transcript has 2 exons. The record is from RefSeq and is a predicted model, not a curated record. NCBI's taxonomy places the organism in Eukaryota, Fungi, Basidiomycota, Malasseziomycetes, Malasseziales, Malasseziaceae. Gene Ontology annotation, molecular function: nucleic acid binding; ATP binding.